Messenger RNA from Portunus trituberculatus (swimming crab), 5274 nucleotides. Its product is annotated as multidrug resistance-associated protein 1-like. Lineage: Eukaryota; Metazoa; Arthropoda; Malacostraca; Decapoda; Portunidae. The record is from RefSeq and is a predicted model, not a curated record. Gene Ontology annotation, cellular component: membrane. Gene Ontology annotation, molecular function: ATP binding; ABC-type transporter activity; ATP hydrolysis activity. Gene Ontology annotation, biological process: transmembrane transport.
UUAUCAUUGGUGGGGUGUAUACGCGCGUCUCUGUAAGCUGGCUCUAGCGUGCGUGACUCUGGGCUAGCAUCCGGUGAGAUAUUGUAGCAGUGACAGUGGUCUUAUCUGAGCCUCUGAGAACAUCACAGAGGCAUGGCAAACGGAUCAUCCCACCCUAGGAAGAUGUGUGGAAAGGACUGCGCUUACCUGGGGUCCCUGUCUGUUCCUGUGGGUGUGUGCCCCUCCUGCCCUCGUGUCAAUGCACCACAGGCCCUCCUUCUUACCGGCCCCAGCUGCUCCUUUGCCUUGGUUUCCGCGACUCGCAUGCAAGUUGGUCCUGUCCGUGAUGGUAACGGCGGCGACUCUUGCGGAGGUGGCGGUCGUGUUAGCAGCAGCAGCAGCAGGAGGUAGUGGUGAUGGAGUAACAGGUCUCUUCCCUUCACCACUGCCACCUCCACCUUUACCUGUGGACUUGGUGGCGCCCGUAAUUCUCCUUGUGUCCUAUGGAGUGGCAGUGGUAAUGGUGGCAGCCUGCAGGAGGGCAGGUCAACGAAGCAGUGGCCUUCUCUUCAUCUUCUGGGGCUUGAUGGUUGUGUGUGGCCUGCCUCAGCUGAAGGACAUAAUUGCAGAGCUCCACCUACACCGUCACCUUCAGGACAGCUUACAGAACACUACGACAUGGGAAGCACCAGCAGCACCAGUCCACCACCCAGCUUUGGUUGGCACUUUUCUACUGCAAUACUGUGGUGCAGUUCUUCUGCUCCUGCUUAAUUGCUUUGCUGACCCUGCGUCGCGCCCCAAGGGAUCCGCUAAGGGGGUGAAGGAGUUCCCAGAGGAGGCAGCGUCCUUCUUGAGCUGCAUUACCUACCAUUGGGUUACUCGACUCUUGUGGCAGGGGUGGUGUCGGCCCCUCACAAAGGAGGACUUGUGGAGUCUGCCCCCAAACUGCAGGAGUGAGGCAGUGGAUGCUACAUGGAGGAAUGCUUGGAGUAGAGAACUGUCUUACAAGAGACGGAAGACACUUUCUCACACACCCAAGGAGACCAGCACUGUCACCACCACCAACACUGGAGGGGGUGGUGGUUGUUGGUGCAAGCCUCCACCACCUGUCUGUCUUGAGAGUAGCACUGAGGGCAUACAUGUGGCCUUACCUGUUUAGCUUCUUCCUCCUUCUGACUGCUGAUAUGAUGCUCUUCCUUACACCUUGGCUGCUAGGGAACCUCAUCUCCUUCACCACGGCCGUCACCUCAGAACCCGCUUGGCACGGCUACCUGUAUGCAGUGGGUCUCCUCCUGACCAACACCGUCAUCAGUCUGCUACGUGAGGGCUUCUUCCUGCGGGCCUUCAAAGUUUGUGCACGUUUGCGGGCGUCGCUCAUCAUGGCUGUGUACCGCAAGGCACUCACCAUCUCUCCCAGUGCCAGGAAGGAAUCGACAGCAGGUGAAAUAGUCAACCACAUGUCUGUAGAUGCCUUAAAAGUGAGUGACCUGAGCAUAAUGUCCAGUAUGGGGCUUGUUCUACCCUUCUUCACCAUUGUGGCUGUGUGGCAACUGUGGAACAUUCUUGGCACCUCAGUACUGGCAGGGCUAGCUGUGAUGGUGCUGUUCAUGCCCCUAAAUGCUGCUGUAGGUAAGCGCCUGAAGGAGUUGCAGACCAAACAAAUGAAACUGAAGGACAAGAGGAUUAAGAUUUCUAGUGAGAUUAUCAGUGGUAUAAAGGUACUCAAACUGAAUGCUUGGGAGGAACCCUUCAAGGAGCAGGUGCAACAGGUGCGCAAGGAAGAAAUACAAUUAUUAACGAAGGCUACUUACCUAGAAGCCGUGUCUGUGUUCCUCUGGUUCCUCACGCCUUACUUGGUCUCCCUUGCCACCUUCACCAGCUACAUCCUGGUCUCAGAAGAUAAUGUGCUGGAUGCCGAGACGGCCUUUAUCUCCAUCGCUCUCUUCAAUCUCCUCAGAAUUCCUAUCAAUCAGCUGUCCACUAUACUCAUUAUGGGCAUUCAGGCAAAAGUGUCCCUCGGCAGACUAGAGAAAUUCUUUGCUGCAACUAAUGUGGAUCCCAGUGCUGUGUGUAGUGACCCCAAGAUAGACAGUGCAAUCAGUGUGGAGGAUGGAACAUUCAGCUGGGGUGGAGCUGCAGGAGAGUGGACACUACAUGGGGUGGAUCUGAAGGUGCAGAAGGGACAGCUGGUGGCAGUGGUGGGUCCUAUAGGGGCUGGCAAGAGCUCUCUCCUCUCUGCUUUACUGGGUCAGAUGGACAAGACAAGUGGACGUGUAUUGGUGAAUGGUCAGGUUGCCUAUGUGUCACAGGAGGCAUGGCUACAGAAUGCCACUUUGAGGGAGAACAUAACUUGGGGACAGCCGUAUGAGGAGAGGCGCUUCAGAAUGAUAGUGGAUGCCUGUGCCCUGCAGCCUGACUUUGAUAUACUGCCUGCUGGUGAUCUGACAGAGAUUGGAGAGAAGGGCAUCAACUUAAGUGGCGGCCAGAAGCAGCGUGUUGCCCUUGCCCGUGCUGUGUACAGUGAUGCAGAUGUAGUGUUGCUAGAUGACCCUCUCAGUGCUGUAGAUGCACAUGUAGGAAGGCUAAUUUUUGAUCGCCUGCUGGGACCUUCAGGACUCAUGGCAAGCAAGACUCGAGUGUUGGUGACCCACGCCCUUUGGCUCCUACCAAGGGUAGAUCACGUGGUAGUGGUGGAGGGUGGACAGCUGGUAGAGCAGGGGACAUGUGGAGAGCUGCUGGAGAAAGAGGGUACUUUGGCACGCCUUCUACUCCACCACAUCAAUAAGAAAGUGGAGAAGGAGGAGGACAAGAAGGAGGAUCUGAAGGAGGAGGAAGAGGUAGAGAAGGAGGAAGGAGAGGAAGAUCAGGGGUUGGAGGAGUUAUGUGAGCAGCUGGAGCAUAUCCCAGGGGCACAAGCACUCCUGAGGCAGAUCUCAACCCAGAGCUCAAAGUCACAUCACCAAGUUGAUUCCCCCAGACCCAGCAGUCACCACCGCCUGAUGGGUGCCACCACCACUACCACCAACACUUACUGCAGAAAACAAGACUCUACCUCACCACCACCAUACCAAAAAAGGGUCUCCAGAAAGUUCUCCUCCACCUCCACCAUAUCCACAUCACCUUCCUCUGUGGUGGAGGGCACAGGGGACAUGGAGAUGAAGGAGAAAGGACUAAAGGUUGAAGGGCAGCUGGUGAAGGAGGAAUUUACCCAAACAGGGAGAGUUGGAUGGAGAGUGUAUCAAUUUUAUGCUAAGUCAGUUGGUCAUGUCUCACUCGUCCUCCCUCUUCUCUUUUUCUUUGUGGGACAGGGUUGUCAAGCUGGCAGCAAUAUCUGGCUCUCAUAUUGGUCUACAUCACAAACCAUUACUGCCACUGUCGCCAACACUACUGCUGCUGCUGCUAACAUUACCAAUACUACUGCCAGUGUGGAGGAGGAAGAGUUUGAUCGUCUUCAGUUCCUGUUUAUUUAUGGUGCCUUUGGAGUGGGCCAAGCCAUAUUUUUUUACCUAAGUCUGGUGAUGCUUAGGCAAGGGUGUCUGAAGGCUGGGAGGAGGAUACAUGACAUUCUCCUAGAUGCACUCCUUCACCUGCCCAUUCAGUUCUUUGAUACAAAUCCCAGUGGCAGAGUGCUCAAUAGGCUGAGUAAGGAGAUGAAUGUACUGGACUCUGUGUUACCCAUGAUGCUUGUGACAGGAAUGGGUGCCUUUACUCAGGUGGUGACAACACUCCUGGUGGUAAUAGGGUCAGUACCAUGGGUGGGAGUGGUGGUACCUGUGAUGGCCCUGUACUUUAUCCUCCGGCUGUACACUAUGACGCACAGACAGGUCAGGAGGAUUGAGUCAGCUGCAUCCUCUCCCGUCUACACCUUCUUCCGGGAGACAGUACAGGGAGUGUCUACCAUCCGUGCCUUCAGGAAGCAGGAGUCGUUCAUUGGAAGCUGCCAGGCUAAACUAAAUGCAUCUAUGCAAAGCUUCCUGGCCAUGGCAAUGUGUAACAGGUGGCUGGCAGUGCGGCUAGAGUGCGCUGGUAACCUCAUAGUGUUCUCUGCUGCUAUCUUUGCUGUGGUGGGCAGAGGCUCUGUCAGUCCAGGGCUUGUAGGUCUCUCCAUCACCUAUGCUCUGAAUAUCACAGUGAUCCUCAACUACUUUGUCAGAAUGUGUUCAGAGAUUGAGGCGAACAUUGUGUCGGUGGAGCGAAUAAAGGAGUACAUUGAGGAGGAAAAGGAGGCCCCAUGGACAGUGCAGGAUGGUCCCCCCAAGCUGUGGCCACAUGCAGGGGGCGUAGUGUUCAAGGGAUACAAGGCGCGCUACCGUCCUGAACUGAAACUGGUGCUGCAUGGUGUGUCCUGCUCUGUGAUGCCUGGGGAGAAGGUGGGAAUUGUGGGGAGGACAGGGGCAGGCAAGUCUUCUCUCACCCUGGGCCUCUUCCGCAUCAUUGAGGCUGCAUCAGGAACCAUUGAGGUGGAUGGUAGAGACAUCAGUAAAGUGGGGCUGCAGGACCUUCGAAGCCGUGUCACUAUUAUUCCUCAGGAUCCUGUGCUAUUCAGUGGCACUCUGCGGCUCAACCUGGAUCCAGCUGGCACUCUGGGGGAUGAGGAGGUGUGGCGAGCCCUGGAGCUGGCCCACCUUGCCCCCGUGGUGAGGAAACAAUCCCUGGGGCUUUCUAUGGUGGUGGAGGAAGGUGGAGCUAAUCUUAGUGUUGGGCAGAGACAGCUGGUGGGACUGGCCAGGGCACUGCUAAGAAAGUCCCCUCUCUUGGUGCUGGAUGAAGCCACAGCAGCAGUGGAUGUACAGACAGACCAACUCAUCCAGACCACCAUAAAGAAUGAGUUUCCCCAGUGCACAGUGCUCACCAUCGCCCAUCGACUCAACACCAUAUUGGAUAGUGACAAAGUAAUGGUAAUGGAGCGGGGCAGGAUAGCAGAAUUUGACAGCCCCUCUGCCCUGCUGGCCCAGAAGGACUCCAUCUUCCAUAACAUGGCUAAGGACUCUGGCCUGGUCUGAUGAUAAGGGUGAUGGUGCCACCGUGUGUCUUCAGAGGCACACGUGUUUUCUGUCAUGCUUCCCAAUGACUUGUGAGUGUAGAGGCGCUACAAGGUGAUAAUAAUGAUAGUGGAGAGUUUGUCUUUCAUCUGGUACUUUUAUGGUAUCAUUUAUUUUUGUUUUAUUUUACACAUUCCAAUAUAAAAUCGAAAUUCUAAUUUGAUUGAUUAUUGUACCCCACCUAAUAGAAUAUUUCAGGGUUCAUAUAAUAAUAAAACAACCUGUAUAUAUUUGAAUAAAGUAUUUAAUUUUA